Capronia coronata CBS 617.96 is the source of this 639-nucleotide messenger RNA. RefSeq names its product dUTP pyrophosphatase. The coding region runs from base 1 to 639 and encodes 212 amino acids. Gene Ontology annotation, biological process: dUTP catabolic process; dUMP biosynthetic process. NCBI's taxonomy places the organism in Eukaryota, Fungi, Ascomycota, Eurotiomycetes, Chaetothyriales, Herpotrichiellaceae. The record is from RefSeq and is a predicted model, not a curated record. Gene Ontology annotation, molecular function: dUTP diphosphatase activity; magnesium ion binding. The transcript has a single exon.
AUGACCAGAGCAUCUACUCCUCCACCACCAUCUCAACCCUCAAAAGCAACCGCAGACCAUCAUCCACCCUCGCUGCCCACUUCACCCGCAGCCAAACGGGUUAAAAGCGACACCAACGGCUCAAACACCUCGAGUCAUACACUCUCCCCUUCUGGCCCAUCUACCAUCAACAUGUCUUCGGCCGCCGACUCUACGGCAGUUCCUCAACUCUCAGCCCAUCCUCCCUUGCUAAUCAAAAAGCUCUCCCCCGAUGCCACCACACCGACCCGUGGCUCCGCCUUUGCCGCUGGCUACGAUCUAUACGCGUCCAAACCCAUCACGAUACCGUCACGGGGCAAAGCUCUGGUGUCGACGGACUUGGCGAUUGCCACGCCAGAGGGGACGUAUGGCCGAGUAGCGCCUCGCUCGGGCCUCGCGUCGAAACAUUUCAUCGAUACGGGCGCGGGGGUUAUCGAUGCUGACUACCGCGGCGAAGUCAAGGUGUUGCUGUUCAAUCACUCGGAAGUAGAUUUCGAGGUCAAGAAAGGCGAUAGGAUUGCACAGUUGGUUUUGGAGAGGAUCUACACACCUGAGAUUGUGGAAGUCGAGAGUCUCGAGGAGAGUGUUAGGGGAGCUGGGGGAUUUGGGAGUACAGGUUGA